AUGGCCUCGUUCAGAUUCUGCGCGGAGUGUAACAAUAUGUUGUACCCCAAGGAAGACAAGGAUAAUGCAAGACUCUUGUAUUCAUGUCGUAAUUGUGAUUACACUGAGUUGGCAGAGAAUCCAAAGGUUUACAGACACGAACUUAUUUCGAAUAUUGGUGAAACCGCUGGUGUAGUUCAAGAUAUUGGUAACGAUCCAACAUUACCAAGAUCGAACAAGGAAUGCCCAUCGUGCCAUAAUACGGACUGUGUUUUCUUCCAGUCUCAGCAAAGAAGAAAGGAUACUAGUAUGGUGUUGUUCUAUGUUUGUUUGCAUUGUAAGACAACGUUUAGGGCGUAG
Molecule: messenger RNA, 339 nt
Organism: Dujonia railenensis
Lineage: Eukaryota; Fungi; Ascomycota; Pichiomycetes; Serinales; Debaryomycetaceae
Source: the annotation of a GenBank genome assembly